UUCGACCGGCGACGCAUUUGUUGCCGCAUCCGCUUCUUCCUGUGUUUUGUGUUAGGUGAGAUAUCAAUACAGGGUAGUUUCGAUAAAGCAAAUUUUGUGAUUAAAGUUAUCACUUGUUGUUAAUGUGGAAUAAUGGAACUUGGCCUGGGGCUCCUACUGGACAGCAGGAGUCCCAGCUGACAUACCUGCAGCAGCAGGCGCAGCAGUACUCCCAGGCGGGGGCGGCCACCAUGUACGGCGGCCAGCAGGCCUGGCCAGUCACUCCUAACCAGCAGUGGCUGCAGUGGGGGCAGAUGUAUGGGAACUUCAUGCCCCCUUCCAUGCCCCCUCCAUCGAUGGUCACUCAUCCAGUAGGGGCUAUGUAUGCCCCAACCCCCACUGCAGUCCCCCCCAACCCCACACCACUCCCCGCUCAAGCUCCCGCUCUUCCUCCACCAUCUGCCAGCUCAGGUCCUACCAAUGAAACUACUUCAGUAGUUCCACAAAAACCUGAAGAGCCCAUAGAAGAAGAGGAGCCAAUGCCUGAGCUGGACGAGUCACAGGACGCUGAACUGAAGGAGUUUGACGAGCAGUUCCGUGGGUGGGAGGAUCAGUUCAACCAGUGGAAAAAGGAUAAUGCUGACCAUCCUGACAAGGAGGCCCUCACCAAGUAUGAGGCUGACUGGAACAAAUGGCGUAAGCAGCUGCUGGAGCAGCGGGACUCCAUCAAGGCUGCUAAGCUUAAGGAAAUAAAAGAUAAGCACCAGCAAAUGCUGCAGAAAAAGAAGGAACAUAAAGAAAAACUUGAUAAACAACGCCUGGAAGCUGAAGCUCUCAAACAACAGCAGCAACAACAGCAGCAGCAACAACAGCAGCAGCAGCAACAACAGCUGCAGCAACAACCUCCACAGCAGCAGCAGCAUCCUUAUUAUGGAGCCUCAGCGACGGCAGCUCCAGCCACGAACUACAACUACCCAAGGUCUCAGUAUCCUGGCAUGGGGGGUGAUACUCCCUAUGUCAAUUUCUCCAAACCCCCACCAGGAGCUGGGGGUGAUCACUCCAACACCUCCACACUCCCUCCCCUCCCACCUUCCGAUGCCGCACCAGUAAAUAUUGCUCGACCCCCUCCUGGGUUUGCGGGGGGGCCAGGGGCCCUACGAGAUGAAGGAGAUUUUGGAGGAAAACGGACUCACGAUCCCUACACUGGGGACGAGGACCCUAGCAAUGAAGGGGACAGGUGUGCCAAAAUUCAAAAGUUUGGCGGGGUUGAUGAGAGGUCACAACCUCCCGAGGGUUAUCCCAAGCAUAUUGCCCAUCUGUCUCCAAAGAGGGAUGAACAAAAGGGUCGGUUUGAUGGAUAUCCUGACCAAUUUGGAAGGACUUCCGGACCACCUCCACAUGACAGGACUCCCAUUAAUGAAGGGUUCGCAGAUGCUUAUAGACGUCAAGGGUUAGAGGGUCCUGGGGAUCACGAAGGUUCGUUAAGCCAUGGGGGGUUGAGUGGGCAGAAACGCUUCGAAGACUGGGAUGAACGAAUCGAUGGCGGUGAUGCUGCAAGAGGUCCGAGAAGAGCUGUGGAUCUUUCUUCAAACGCAGACCGAGAUCUGCGACGUCCUCCGAUAGCACCUUCGGGGCUCCCUUCGCCAUCAGGAAGGUUUGGGGGAGGUGAAAGCUCUUUUCACGAAUCAGUGAGAGGUGAAGGAAUGGGAAUGCAGCCCGAUUUUGACUCGACGCGAGGCCCCACUUUGCGAGAUCGCCUUGGGUCCCCAAGAGAACCAGGAAGAGACAGUAAAUUUGGUCCCGAUAGUCGCCUGGGAGAAUAUGGUAGAGAUCUUGGGUCUGGGGGAAUUUCGAAAGGAUUUGAUGAUGGCUCAAUGGGACCUCCAAGAGGAUUCAGUGACGAUGGUCGUCCCUUGGGACCUCCAAGAGGAUUUGGUGACGACAGCCGACCUUUGAGACCUAGAGGAUUUGAUGCCGACGGCCGUCCCUCGGGACCUCCAAGAGGAUUUAAUGCCGACGGCCGUCCCUCGGGACCUCCAAGAGGAUUUAAUGACGACGGCCGUCCCUCGGGACCUCCAAGAGGUUUUAAUGACGACGGCCGUCCCUCGGGACCUCCAAGAGGUUUUAAUGACGGCCGUUCCUCGGGACCUCCGAGAGGAUUUAAUGACGACGGCCGUCCCUCGGGACCUCCGAGAGGAUUUGCUGACGACGGCCGACCCUGGGGGCCUCCAAAAGGAUUCGAUGGAGACAGCCAUCCCUUGGGACCACCAAAGAGUUUCGGUGGAGGCAGUGAUGCCACUGGAGCAAGGGGACUGGUGGGUGACCGAGGGAGGCCAAGCGCUGGUGGUAGCAAGGAACAGAAAGAUGAUGAAGUUGAAGAUGACGACUAUGCUGCGUUUCUGAGAGCCCAAGAAGAAUUCGACCGCUUCAAGCAAGGAAGUCCAGACGAUGAGGAGGAAGCAUCGUUCCCUUCUAUGGAAGGUUCCUCAAGGAAUCCUCUGAAGGCAGGAGAUGGCGGUUGGGAUGAGGGUAGGGGUUCAGGCAGAGGAAGGCCAGGACCUGAUGCAAGAUCUGAAAGGGGUGGCUUUGGGCCCAAUGCAGGACGUGGACGAGGCGGAUUUGGACUAGAUCUUGAUCGCCGUCCAGAAAUAGGACCUGAAAGUGGUGGUCCAGGACCUGAUGUAAGAUCUGGAAGGGGUGGCUUCGGACCCAAUGUAGGACGUGGACGAGGCGGAUUUGGACUAGAUCUUCAUCGCCGUCUAGAAAUAGGACCUGAAAGUGGUGAUCCAGUACCAAAUAUUAGACCCGGGAGAGGUGGAUUUGAACUAGGCAGAGGACGUGGGGUGGAAAUCGGUCAUGGAAGGGGUGAUUUCCGGCCCGAUUUGCGCCCUGGACGUGGCUCUUCUGUACCUGAUAUAGGACCUGGCAGAGGAAGGCCUGGGCUGGAAUUUGACCGUUCUAGAGGAGGGCGCGCUUCGGGUUUUGACUCCCCUCAGAUAGGACUCAGGGACAGAGAUGAGCCUUUCCGCGGCAGGGGACGUGGAACUUUUGAAAACCAGCCAAACUUUGACGGAGGGCCUUUGGGAACUGGUCGGAUCAGUGAGGAUAUGCGAAGGUCGCCCAGUUUUGCAGAUCCUUCCUCAAGGGGCCGUUGGAGUCAAAAUUUCGGAGACAGCUUCUCGAGAGGUCGAGGUCAUCAUAUCGGAGAUGGCGGUCGUGGUAUCGUGUACUCCCCCACGUCUGAUGGACUCGCCCCAGACGAGGAUAACAUCCAGGUCAUGGAUAUGGACUUGGAUUCAAAGAGUAACAAUGGUGACGAGGAUCUCAGGGAUGGUGAUUCUGGGGGUAGACGAGGGUUCCCCGUUGCCGACGGUUCCCGCUUCGGGAGCUCUCCUAUUUCUGGGGAUCCUAACUCGAGGUUUGGCCCUCAUGGAGAGCAGCCUGGUCGAGGACGAUGUUUUUAUCCGACUGAGGAGGAAAGGAAAUUCGAUGAAUUAAGUGGCAGGGUACGUGAGGAUUUUCUUCCCGGUGGCAUGGGACGUGGAGAUUUCUUUCCCGGUGGCAGGGGUCGUGGGGAUUUCCUUCCCGGUGGCAGGGGACGUGGAGAUUUCUUUCCCGAUGGUAGGGGACGUGGGGAUUUCCUUCCCGGUGGCAGGGGACGCGGGGACUUUGCUCCUGAUGGAAGGCGUGGAGAUUUCCUUCCCGGUGGCAGGGGACGCGGGGACUUUGCUCCUGAUGGAAGAGGACGCGGUGAAUUUCCUCCCGGUGAGGGCUUUGGUCGUGGAAGAGACCACCCUUACGGACACGUGGAUGCAGAUGACCGCACUGCUUUUGCCGAUAGGGGUCGCGGAGGACCCUCAGUUCGGGGUCGUGGCCGAGGAGAAGACGUAGAGGGUCGGCUGUUCAUGGCUGGUCGUGGCGGCGACAUGGACGAUAGGGGCCCAUAUCCUUUGAUGGACGAAGGACUGCGCGGUCCAGGAGGACGGGGAACGGAAGGUCCCGGAGGACGGGGAAUGGAAGGCCCUGGAAGACGAGGAGUGGGAAGAAUUGAAGGCCCUGGAGGACGAGGAAUGGGAGGCCCAGGCGGACGGGGAAUUGACGGCCCAGGAGGACGGGGAAUGGAAGGACCAGGAGGACGGGGAAUGGAAGGCCCAGGAGGAUGGGGAAUGGAAGGCCCUAGAGGACGAGGAGGCACAGGAGGACGUGGAAUGGGAGGCCGUGGUGGAUGGGGAGUGGAAGGUCACGGAGGACUGGGAAUGGAGGGCCCUGGAGAACGAGGAGUAAGAGGCCCAGGAGGACGGGGAAUGGCUGGCCCCGAAGGACGAGGAGUGGAAGGCCCUAGAGGACAAGGAGUGGGAGACAGUGGGCGGGAUAUGUACGGCCCUGGGGAAAUUGGACGACCAAUGAAUGGUCCUGGGGGACGAGGGUGGGAUAUGGAUGGCCCUGGAGAACGCGGACGAGAUUUGGACGGACCAGGUAGAUGUGGACUGGGUGCGGAUGGCCCUGUGAGACAUGGACGGGAAAUGUUCGGAUCAGAAGGAUUUGGACGGGGAAUGGGAGGCCCAGGAGGGCGAGGAGUGGAAGGUCCAGGAGGGCGGGGAAUGGGAGGCCCAGGAGGGCGGGAAAUUGAAGGUCCUGGAGGACGGGGAAUGGAUGGCCCUAGAGGCCGUGGUAGAGGAAUUGAUGGCCCCGAGGGACGGGGAAGAGAAAUAGACGGUCCUGGAGGCUGGCGACCGGAAACGGUGUCCCCUGGAAUUCGUGGGCGUGCAAUGGACGUCUCCGGGGGACUGGGACGAGGGUUCGAUGAAACUCUACGCUGUCUGGUGGACGCAAAUGGACGCCGAAUAUCGGAAGGUGGCCGAGGACGGGGAACUGAAUAUGGACCAGGGUUCCCCAGCCCUCGAAGGCUGAGCUCCCCUAGAGGUAGGGGAAGGUUCGGGGGAGAAAGAGACCCUGAAGUGAUCCUAGAGUACGAAGACUCGGGGAGGGGCCGGUAUAGGGGGAGAGGAGGAGCUGGCCCUCCCCCCACCAAGCGGAGCCGCUUUGAAGACGAAACCCCUGUUAACAGG
Hyalella azteca is the source of this 5048-nucleotide messenger RNA. RefSeq names its product collagen alpha-1(III) chain. NCBI's taxonomy places the organism in Eukaryota, Metazoa, Arthropoda, Malacostraca, Amphipoda, Hyalellidae. The record is from RefSeq and is a predicted model, not a curated record.